AUGAACAUAAACUACAUAGAUGAGGAUCGUGAGUAUUUUCAGAGUGAGAUAACAUCAAAGAAUGAUUGGACCCCAAUAUACACAAAAUUGUCCUCAAAGAAAAGUUCCAAAAAGAAGAAAAAACAUUCAACUCAUAAGAAAACUGAUGAUUUUUUUCAAAGUUAUUCAUAUAGAAUACUGCGGUAUCCAAUAUUGGGAUUCAUCUUGCUUUGGUGUUCAUUUUUGGUUAUUGUGUAUUUUUUUAUAAGGUUGUACAUUGCACUUUAUGAGUAUUUCUUCACUUGGACUGGUCAAAGAAGGAGAUUGAGAUUAGCUUUAAGGAAAUCAAAAGAUUAUGCAGAGUGGGUUUCCAAUGCCAUCAAGCUAGACAAGUUUUUAAAACUAGAUAAAUGGAAAACUCAUCCAAACUUCUAUUAUUAUGAUUACAAAACUUUGAAGAUAACGGUCAAGAAGUUGAAAGCUUUGAGAACUGAAAAUUCGAAAGAAGAGUUGGCACUGUUUUUACAAGGAUGCAUUAAGGCUAAUUUCGCAGGUACUGAGAAUCCAAUCCUAUACUCUCAGACAUAUUAUGGAACUAAAGAGAUUGUUGAGGAAUACAACACAGAAGUUGUAAAAGCAUUAGAAUAUAUCAUAGAAGAUGAUCAGAUAUCACCAUUAUUGAAGAAAGAUUUAUUUAAAUCUUUGAACAAAAACUUUGGGAAAACUGCAUUAUGUCUUUCGGGUGGUGCAUGCUUUGCUUAUAAUCAUUUCGGUGUUAUCAAAGCGCUACUUGAAAGUGAUUUAUUACCAAAAAUUGUUAGUGGUACCUCUGGAGGUGGUAUUGUCGCAGCACUAGCAACUACAAGAACAAAUGAAGAAUUAGAAGAAGUAUUGGUACCCGAAUUGGCACAAAAGAUAACUGCAUGUAAUGAACCUUUCAGUGUUUAUGUGAAAAGGUGGUGGAAAACAGGUGCUAGAUUCGAUGCAGUUGACUGGGCAAGAAAAGCAGCUUGGAUGACUAGGGGAUCAAUGACUUUUAAAGAAGCUUAUGAAAGAACCGGGAAAAUUUUGAACAUUUCAACUGUACCAGCUGAUCCUCAUUCUCCAGUGAUUUUAUGUAACCAUAUCACUUCUCCAAACUGUGUUAUUUGGUCUGCUGUUUUGGCUUCAUCAGCUGUCCCAGGUAUUUUGAACCCUGUUGUCUUGAUGAUGAAAGAUCCAAAGACUAAGAAAGUUGUACCAUUCAGUUUUGGUACAAAGUAUAAAGAUGGUAGUUUAAGAACAGACAUUCCUGUUGAAGCUUUGAAUACUUACUUUAAUGUUAAAUUUUCAGUGGUGAGUCAAGUUAAUCCUCAUAUUUCGUUGUUCUUCUUUGCACCAAAAGGUUCCGUUGGUAGACCUGUGUCAAGAAAGAAGACUGGAUUAAGAGGUGGUUUCAUUGGAGCUGGAUUAGAGAACUUUAUCAAGUUGGAGAAUAAGAAAUGGUUGAAGUUCAUUAAAUCGUUAGAUUUGCUGCCACACUUGAUGGAUCAAGAUUGGUCUAAUGUUUGGUUACAAAGAUUUAGUGGAACCGUAACAUUAUGGCCAAAGAUCAAGUUAAAAGAUUUUUACUUCAUUUUAAGUGACCCAACUGAAGAAAGGUUAGCGGAGAUGAUUAGAAAUGGUGAAUUAUCAACUUAUCCUAAAUUGCACUUUAUCAAACAUAGAUUAAACAUUGAACGAACCAUUGAAAAAGGAUUGAAAAAGUAUAAGAAACAAGUUCGUCAAUUACAAAAAUCACAAUUGGGCCAAGAAGAUGCUGCAAAAGUGGAAAAGUUAUUCUCUAGUGAGUCUGAUAUUGAUGAUGCAGGAAAUACGCAUGGUAAUUAUGACUUACACUCAGGUAUCAAUGGUCUCAACUACCAGGUCCGCUUUGAACAAGACGAAGAUGAUGACGAGGGGUCUUACAAUGAAGAAGAAGAUCCUGAUUAUGUUGAAGAGGAUGAAGAAGAAGAUGAGGAAGAUGAAGAUGGGGAAUUUGAUACUGAUGCUUCACAAAACAAAGACGAUAGUUUUGAGGGCUUAAGAAAUAGAAGAAAAAGUACAUUCUGGUAA
Molecule: messenger RNA, 2073 nt
Organism: Hansenula anomala
Lineage: Eukaryota; Fungi; Ascomycota; Saccharomycetes; Phaffomycetales; Wickerhamomycetaceae
Product: patatin-like phospholipase domain-containing protein
Exons: 2
Coding region: 1-2073 (690 amino acids)
Biological process (GO): lipid metabolic process
Molecular function (GO): triacylglycerol lipase activity
Source: RefSeq, a predicted model, not a curated record